AUAUUUCCAUUACAAAAGAACCGAGGAAAUUUAUAAAAUAAAUUCAACGGUCCAAGAUAUGGUGCUCAUCCUGAACAUCCCCACCUAGACAAAUUCAACUACUACUUCACAAUCACAAUACAAUGUUAAUAACAAUGGAGUCAAAUACCCCUUUCAAGUCAAACUCAAAGAGCCUCCUUAAACUUUACAUUUCUUGGUACCUACUAAAUAAUACACACUUUCUCUUACCCCCAAUUCAUAAAUCAGCUUCUUCUUCUCCAUCAUAUAAUGAGUGAUGCUGAAUUCAUGAACUUUUAUUUAUUUUAUUCAAUCUUUAAAAAAAAUAAGAAGAAAAAAUGCUGCUUUUUCUGUAAGUCAAACUUAUUCAAUCUAACUCUGUUACUUCAGUUUCAUCUUCUGCUCUCAUUAUCAGAAAAUCAUUAUGGUGAUUGCGAGCCCAGAAAAUGUGGGAAUCAAAUCAUAAAGUAUCCAUUUCAUAUACAAAAUGAUCAAAAACCAUAUUGUGGGUAUCCUGGUUUUGGGGUGUCCUGCAAUUCUGACAGUUUUCCUGUGUUCAAUAUAUCAGGAGAUGCUUAUAUUAUUAAAAAUAUUUCUUAUGAAAGUCAGAAGUUUCAAGUCAUAAACUCAGCUCUUGUUAAAGAGGUUCCGAGUAGCCAGGGUUGUUUCCAUUCUCUUCAUAAUCUGUCGAUACAGAAUGAUCUGAUGAAGUUCUCGACGUAUCAUGAUUAUGUAUACGUGUUUCCUGAUUGUCCAGAGAAGGUUUUGAAAGAAUACAGGGAUAAAAGAGUGAAUUGUGGGAGUUUGGCAAUGUAUAAGAAUGACUCAAAAUUGCAGUAUUUGGAGAAAAAGUGCAAAGGAGUUGUUAUUGAAGUUCCUUAUAAUAAUGAGGGUCAGACUAAAGGCAAAGUUAUGGAUAUGCUUGAAAGGGGAGUGUUGUUGAACUGGAAAGCCUAUAAUUGUACUGCCUGCUUAGAAACUGGAGGGCAGUGUGGGUUUGAUGAGCCUAAUAAUCAAUUCAAUUGUUUCUGUCUUGAUCGAACUCAUGCUCUUCAUUGUCCUCCAAUUCAACAGGUUCAUAAGAAGUCUCGGUGGCAUCUAAUUCUUGGAUUAGGCAUUGGAGGGCUUGUGCUUGUGUUUCUAGCAUUUCUAGCCGGCUGGCACCGUAAGAAGCUGAAAUUUGGUCACUCAAAAUAUGUGAGUCGGAGUGUGUCCCUUGAUCGGAGUGCAUCAGACCUCGAAAGGGGAAACAUAUACUUUGGCAUUCCACUUUUCACCUACAGUGAACUAAUUGAAGCCACUGACAAUUUCAAUGAGUCUAGAGAGCUUGGUGAUGGAGGCUUCGGAACAGUUUAUUAUGGAAAGCUAAAAGAUGGUAGGGAAGUAGCAGUAAAGCGGCUGUACGAAAAGAGCUUCAGAAGGGUGGAACAGUUCAUGAAUGAAAUUCAGAUACUCACGCGUUUGAGACACCAAAACCUUGUAACUCUUUAUGGAUGCACUUCCCAGCACUGCAGGGAGUUACUGCUUGUAUACGAGUAUGUGGAAAAUGGGACUGUGGCAGAUCAUCUGUUUGGUGAAAAGGCAAAACCCGGAUCACUCACAUGGCCCAUCCGCCUCAGAAUUGCCAUUGAAACAGCCAGUGCACUUUCAUACCUUCAUGCUUCUGAUAUUAUACACCGUGAUGUCAAAACUAGCAACAUUCUCCUUGACAGCAACUACAAAGUUAGGGUGGCUGAUUUCGGACUUUCUAGACUCUUUCCUACUGAUGUAACUCAUGUCUCAACAGCACCACAGGGGACUCCUGGGUACGUAGACCCGGAGUACCACCAAUGUUAUCAGCUAACUGAUAGAAGUGAUGUUUACAGCUUCGGGGUUGUUCUCAUUGAGCUUAUUUCUUCUCUGCCUGCAAUUGACUUGGAGAGGAAUAGAAGUGAGAUCAACUUGUCUAACUACGCGAUGAACAGGAUCCAACGAUGUGCAUUUGAUGAGUUGGUAGACCCGCAACUAGGCUUUGCCUCAGAUUUUAAGGUUAAGAAGAUGACUACUUUGGUGGCAGAGCUCGCAUUCCAGUGCUUACAACAUGACAAGGAAUUCAGACCAUCUAUGGAUGAGAUUUUGGAGUCACUGAAUAGGAUAGAGAGUUCCGAUUAUGAUGCUUUGCAGGAAGAAGAGAUGGCUAAUGAUACUGGGGAAGUGGUGAAAACACAAAGUAGUUGUCCACCACCUUCAUCUAUAGAUGAUGAUCAUGCACAGUUGUUAAAUACUCGUCAGCUGCAUCCGCCUUCUCCAAUUUCUGUAAUGGAUAAAUGGGACAGUAGAUCCACUAUACAAAGCAAAGACAAGUAAGUUGAUGUUUUAUGUUUAUUACUUUUUGGAAAAUAACAUUGGUAAGCAAUUAAAAUGAUAAAGAGGAACCUUUUGGCACCUCAAGCUCUAGGUAGUGUAACCAUGAAAUCGUGUUUUUACUCGUAUAAUGGUCCAUAUCUGACUAUGAACUAUGCACAUAUUUGGAAUUUUUGAUGUAAGAAAUGUAUAGAGGAGAUUAAUCCACAUUCUGCAGUACUGCUUCAAAUCUCAGUGAACUGUGUUUAGAGCGCUCGCUGUUAUUUGGAGAAUGCUUCUUGAAAACUGUCUUAACACCUUGCAAUAUCUUAAAUUGAUGUAUCACAAAAUCAUCAUUAUGAUU
Messenger RNA from Chenopodium quinoa (quinoa), 2683 nucleotides. RefSeq names its product LEAF RUST 10 DISEASE-RESISTANCE LOCUS RECEPTOR-LIKE PROTEIN KINASE-like 1.2. Gene Ontology annotation, biological process: protein phosphorylation. Lineage: Eukaryota; Viridiplantae; Streptophyta; Magnoliopsida; Caryophyllales; Amaranthaceae. Bases 268 to 2343 code for a protein of 691 amino acids. The record is from RefSeq and is a predicted model, not a curated record. Gene Ontology annotation, molecular function: polysaccharide binding; ATP binding; protein kinase activity. The transcript is spliced from 4 exons.